Malassezia sympodialis ATCC 42132 is the source of this 1608-nucleotide messenger RNA. RefSeq lists its product as uncharacterized. The record is from RefSeq and is a predicted model, not a curated record. Gene Ontology annotation, biological process: muscle structure development; actin cytoskeleton organization. Gene Ontology annotation, cellular component: Z disc; stress fiber; filamentous actin. Lineage: Eukaryota; Fungi; Basidiomycota; Malasseziomycetes; Malasseziales; Malasseziaceae. Gene Ontology annotation, molecular function: actin binding; muscle alpha-actinin binding.
AUGAUGGCAGACCAAGAAGGCGGUCGCCACCGCCAGUCUUCGAAAUGGCACGUGAUGUGUCGCGCGCAUGGCGCGGUGCCAGGGUUCAUGCCCCAUGCUCCACUCCGUGACGGCGUCAUGCCACAGCGGCCCCUGCCACGGCCGUCAGGGCCGCUGAUGGCGUCGCCCAGUGCGUUUGACUUGUUUCAGAAUGCUCAGAUCCAGCCUUUCGGGGCACAGAUGGCCGUGCCGAGUAGCCCACCGCCGGUGCCGCCGAAACCAUCCACGCCAGGCCCAUCGCCCCUGUCGUCCGCUGCCGUAUGUUCCCGGGCCGAGGAGAUCCUGCGGCAAGGCUCACCAUCACGCCGACGCAGGUUUCCGGCCAUUCCACAUUCACGCACUCCUCCGCCUGGCCCCCGUCCGGGCCCUGACCUGCGUCCCGUCUCGCCUCGGGCCCACGCCAUGCACGAUUCAAAGGCCAUGCACGACGCAGAGGCAUCGGUGGCGUCCCUGGACGAUGGGCCUCGUCCAUAUCCCCGGCCUCUCCCUGUACCGAUACCGCGGGCAGAGGGGGCACCGGCGCUCGAUCUGGCGCGACCUUUUGAGCCCAGCUUACCUGCACCUCCUGACAGUUCGCGCACGGGCGCUCAAGGUCCUCCAGGGACGCCCCCGCCACGUCCACCGCUCCCGUCGCCACCCCCGCCGCCAGGGCCGCCAGGGCCGACGGCAGCGGCGGGCACGAACAGCGACUCCAUGAUACCCCCCUUGGCGCGCUCGCCGUCUCCCGGCGCACCACACGAGACCCGCCCAUCGAUUCCCGUGAUUAUGAUCGAUGGUGAAGUAAUGACGGACGACAUGAUGGAUCCGAUGGCCUCGGAUCCCGACGCAAAUAUUGCCAUGAGUGACGAGGCGCCGGCGCCUCAGCAUGCGUCGAGCUCAUCGGCGGCGGAGCGCGAACUGUGGCAAGGCUCGCGCGUGUCGGAAGGCAUCACCGCUGCCUGCUACCGGUGUUCACGCUGGAUCGGCGGCGCCAUGGUGCAUGCGAUGGGCCACGAGUGGCAUGCACGGUGCUUUACAUGUGCACAUUGUGGGACGCCGCUCGAGCACGUCUCGUUCUACGAGCACGACGGGCAGCCAUACUGCCACCUGGACUUUCACGAGCUCUUCUCGCGCCGCUGCUUCCACUGCAAGACGCCCAUCGUCGAGGAGCGGUUCGUCACAGUGGAUGCCUUUGGUGAGUCGCGUGCCUACCAUGAGCUGCACUUCUUCUGCGCGAGCUGUGGCGAGCCAUUCAUCGAUCCUAAGGACGCCGACGACUCGAGCCUCUCGGAAGGCAGCCGGCCGUUUUUCGUGCAUGGGCGCCACGCGUACUGCGAGGCGUGCCACCACCGCCUGCACCGCCCAAAGUGCCAUGCGUGCCACCGGCCUGUCGGCGACGAGCAUGUCGAGGCGCUGCGCGCCGUGUGGCACCGCGAGUGCUUCGUCUGUACGCGGUGCCGCAAGCCGUGUCUAGGCGCGGUAUUUGCCGCACCGGACGGCUCACCUUGCGACUUUGACUGCUACCACGCGUGGAUCCGCGGUGGGACCAGUGGGCCGGCGCCGCCUGCGCCGCCUGCCUUCGUACACUAG